AUGGUAGCUGACGGUUAUUCUCAGAGCGCACAGAAAGAUUCCACCAAGCCUUUGCUUGUACUGACGGCACCCCCGGUGAUGGGCCACACAACACCUCUCCUUCGUCUUUCUAAGGCGUUAGUCAAGAGAGGUUUCCAAAUCCUCUUCAUGUCCGCUCUGGAAUUCAAGAACGCCAUCGAGAAGACCGGGGCCGAAUUCUACGAGUCCAAAACACCUUUCGCCGACCCUUCAUAUCUAGGUUCCCGACAUAAGUUGCCGCCAGGUCUGCCCACUCUAAUGGCCGAUAUGGAAAACAUGUUCAUCAAGCAAAUGGCACCACGAAGUUUAGAACUUCGUUCGCUGCUUGAACUGAUCCGGGAGCGAGAGCCCUCUCGGAAAGUUGUAUUGAUAACCGAGACCAUGUCUCUGGCCCCGCUUCCCUUUAUAUUUGGCGCGCCAUUGCCGAAGGGAUAUACCAAGUUUCCAAAGACCAUCAACAUCAACACAGUUCCCAUAAUGCUUCUGAGUGUUGACACUGGGAUCACGGGACCAUGUCUGCCGCCCGAUUCUACCGAUUCAGGCCGCGCAAGGAACAAAAUCAUAAACGAAAUGCUAGUGAGAGGCCCAUUCGGGGGGACCGACAAGGUCUUUCAUCAAACUUUGAAAGAGCUUGGAUGCACGUCGUUGCCUAAAGUGUUCUUCCAGAAUGCCUGGCUGGAUUCGUACGACACCACAUUUCAGCUGUGUGUCCCCAGCCUCGAAUACCCGCGAUCUGACCUUCACCUUUCGAUUCGUUUCUGUGGAGCUCUUCCAAAAGGGGAGAUCGAUCCAAACUUCCAGUAUCCCUCCUGGUGGUCUGAGAUUCAAUCGAAUGCCGUGCUGCCUGCAGACAGCCGAAAGAAGGUCGUUGCCGUUGCGCAGGGCACGGUCGCCCUUGACUAUGCAGAUUUGAUCCUUCCAACACUGAAGGGCCUUGCCGAACGGCCAGACGUCAUUGUAGUUUGUAUUCUGGGAGUCAGAGGUGCUACGAUCCACGGAGAAAACGGGUUCGAAGUCCCAGCCAACGCCCGAGUGGUCGACUUUCUACCAUAUGACUCCAUACUUGAGUAUGCCGACAUAUUCAUUACAAACGGGGGAUACGGUGGCCUGGCCCAUGGUGUGUUGAAUGGUGUGCCCAUGAUUUUAGCUGGCACUAGCGAGGACAAGGCCGAGGUGUGUGCGAGAGGUGCUUACGCUGGGUUUGCAAUCAAUUUGAAGGUACAAAGGCCCACGGGUGAACAGAUCUUGGAAGCAAGCAACAAGAUCUUCACGGACCCAGCCUUCAAGCAUACCGCAUUGAGACUUAUGCAGGAUAACGAGGAUUUGGACGCUAUCUCUAUAAUCGAGCGGCAGAUCCUGAAGCACGCGAACACAGUUUGA
Molecule: messenger RNA, 1398 nt
Organism: Neoarthrinium moseri
Lineage: Eukaryota; Fungi; Ascomycota; Sordariomycetes; Amphisphaeriales; Apiosporaceae
Exons: 1
Coding region: 1-1398 (465 amino acids)
Molecular function (GO): glycosyltransferase activity
Source: RefSeq, a predicted model, not a curated record